Nicotiana tabacum (common tobacco) is the source of this 1469-nucleotide messenger RNA. Lineage: Eukaryota; Viridiplantae; Streptophyta; Magnoliopsida; Solanales; Solanaceae. The record is from RefSeq and is a predicted model, not a curated record.
AGGGACCAAACUGACAUUAUCCUUUAAAGACGAAGAAGUCAUCAUCAGAUUCUCGGAGGAAGAGCUUCAGCUAACAAAGGAGUAACAAUGGCUUCCCUUCACCUUGCUAUUCCUUCACUUCCCGGACCCACACGCCAAUCGACAAUUCGGUGUUCCGGUGAACAACGGCAAGCACUUUUUAACCGCAUUGCCCCUGUUUAUGAUAACUUGAAUGAUCUCCUGAGCUUAGGUCAACACCGUAUAUGGAAAAGAAUGGCCGUUUCUUGGACCGGAGCUAAAGAUGGGGACAAUGUACUGGAUGUGUGUUGUGGAAGUGGGGAUUUGACAUUUCUUUUAUCUGAAAGAGUUGGAUCCUAUGGCAAGGCGGUUGGUCUUGAUUUCUCAAAGGAACAAUUAUUAACCGCUUCGACUCGGCAGAAAUUACGUUCAAAGACAUGUUACAAGAACAUUAAGUGGAUGGAAGGCAAUGCACUUGAUUUACCCUUUCCUGACUCCUCCUUUGAUGCCGUUACAAUUGGCUAUGGAUUACGAAAUGUGAUUGAUAGACAUAAAGCUAUGACAGAGAUACGUCGAGUCUUAAAACCAGGCUCAACAGUAUCUGUUCUUGACUUCAAUAAAAGCAUCAACCCCUUGAGCACCACAAUUCAGGUAUUUGUUGGCAGGUUAAUACAUUCUUUUCGCAUCACCCCAAAAAAUUUAUUUUACUAUAUUUAUUAUUUUUUCUUAAUCACCCAAAAAUCUGUAAAGUAAGUUAUUGGUUUCAUUAUCUUUUGCUUUAUCUGAUGUAAAACUUUCUAUGCUUUUAAGGGAUCAUUGCAGUUCCAUCUGAACAAUUGAAAUAAUGAUGGGCAUUAACCAUUUCUGAAACACUUGUUUGCAAAUUAGGAAAUUCAGUGGGACCUCCUUGGCUUUUUAAGAAUGUAGUCAGUGCAUACCUUUUUGGCCCUUAUACAGAACAUAUUGUUACUUAGCAAAAAUGAUGACAACAAUGGAAACAGAGUAGACUCUUGAAGCUUAUCCUGUUCUUUUAGGGUGCAGGAAAAGCGGGAGCAGGGGAAUGGGAAGGGGAAGGGGAAGGAGAAGGGGGAAUUUGCUUUAUGAGAAUUCAGAAGGAUAUAGAAGGGAAAUAGAGAUCUUCAACCGUCAUAAGUUGGACAAUUUUAAGUGAUUGAAUAUUUUGUGUAAGUAUAUAGCUCAAGAUAUUACCCCACAUAAUGCCAGUAAAAUUGCUAUAUGCUGAAACUGCAUCCAUAUACAUUUUCGACUAGUUUUUCUGUAAAGGCGGGACCAAUAUUUGUUCACAUGACAAAAAGCAAGCCACUUCCUAUCCAUCAGAUGCCAGGGAUUAAUCUGUUAUUCUGCAUUAUUGAUAAUUCCGUUAUCUCUUUUACAGAUUGUUAUGUUUGCAAACUUCUUAAUGUUUCUCCCGCUUCUCAUGAGUAGUACUAGUAGCAUAAUAAUAUUUAUCU